Molecule: messenger RNA, 3795 nt
Organism: Lycium barbarum (goji berry)
Lineage: Eukaryota; Viridiplantae; Streptophyta; Magnoliopsida; Solanales; Solanaceae
Product: ACT domain-containing protein ACR3
Exons: 9
Coding region: 2195-3541 (448 amino acids)
Source: RefSeq, a predicted model, not a curated record
UCUCAUAAUGUCUCAAAAAAGCAAGCGGGCAAAUUGUUUACAUUACACACAUACAACCCACCUUUAGCUAUAGACUACUAUAGCACUGCACUUAGAGCCACUCAUAAAAGAGAGAGUGGAAGCUAAGGAGGGGCACUUCUUUCCAACAACAAGUGCUUCUCCUACGUCUAAAGCUUUUCCCACUUUCGCUUGUUUUUUUUUUCCCCUUCUAUUUAAGGUGACCUUUAACUGGUAACAUUCUCUGUUUUCUCUUCAACAGUGAAUGCAUGAACUUGUUUGCUACUUAAUUUUCUCAGGCGCCUCUCUACUUGGAUCAUCUCUAAAAUUCUUUCCACAACUUUCUCACUAUCUAGAUAUGUUGGUGGAAGAGUUCAACAGUUUGAUACGCAUGUCUAUGCAGAUUAGAUUUGAUGGUCAAAUUGGUGGUCAUUUUUGUUGUUAAAUCUGGACCGUUAAAGGUCUGUGGUUGAGACUGAUACUCUGGGAAUCUUUGCUAAUGUUUCAAAGUCUUGGAAUCAUAUCCUUUAACUGCCCUUUCCCCAAGAUACCCCCUUUUUUUAUUGUGGUCAUAACUCCCUAAAAUUCCUCUUCUACCCUCACUUUGGAGGAAUUAUCUUAUUAUAUCCUUAGUUUCUAAUAAUUGUCAAGACACCCAAUCAUGUUGUAAUAAAUACAACCUACACUUUUCUUGUUGAGUAAUCCCUCCAGUUAAAAAGAGUGCCCACUUAACCUUACUUUUGGUUUAAAAAGAGUGGUUACUCAUCAAAUUAAGAAAGAAUUAAUCUUAUUUUUUCAAGCUUUGUUGGAAAUAAUAAUUUAAAGUCGUAGGAAACCAAACUUAUUAGAAUUUGAUAUUUUAAUACGUGUCCGGUUAGGAUUUAUAGGAAUAUGUUUUCAUGUUUUAAGUUAAAGUAAGUUUCUUACUAUGAUAAAUAGGGGUGAUACUAGCUAUUUUCAUAACAAGAGAGAAUAAGAGAGAUUGUGGAGAUUGUAGAGAGCGUUUAGAGAUUCAUAAAGUUUAUUAAUAAAAUAUUUUCCUUCAGAAUUGCCCUUAUUAAGUGUUAAGUGGUCAAAUCCCAACACCUAUUUAAUUAUGGAUAGUUUAGGUAAUUAAAUUUGGAAGACACUUAUUUAAUUUUAGUUCCUUUUAUUUAUUUCUUUAAUAAUUUGAGAAAAUUAGACUUUUGGGAGCUAUACUCUAUACUCCCUUCUUAGAAAGGGGGAUUAGUCAAACCGCAACCAAAUGUGACUAAUUGUUUAAUGCAUGAAUGAUUAGUUGUUUUAGUGUGUUAUUCCUUGUGCUGUUGUUUAGCACAAACUUGUUAAAUUCCAAAGUAUUACAUACAUUUAAAUACUUAGUUUUGCUAUUUCUCUUUGUCAAUCACUGUCUUGAUCCUCUGGUGCUAUUUAUAAGAUGGGAAAGAAAUGUUUAAUGAUCAGCUAGUUGCAAACUUUGUUUGUUUGAGUUGUUUUGCAAGAAAUUGUUUUUUUGAAGUUUUCUAGGAACUGAGUUUGAAAAUCUUUGAAAAAUUUAUUAAAAAAAAAUAAAAAAUUCAAGCGAACACUUUUUGGGGAAACACAAGAAUUAAGUUGCAUUGCGUAAGAUAAUUUUUGAAAAUUUUCAAACAAACGCCAAGUUUCUUGAGAUCUUAAGCAAUAGAGGACCUUCCAAUAAGAGACCUCACAUGCUAGUUUAAGAACAUUGUAUUCUACUAUGAGUAUUUUACGAGGACCUGGGAGUUAAAGUCCAGGCGCUUGCCCGUUUCAUCAUUAUUCUUGAAUCUGCUUUGCAUUAUAGAUUGACUUCAACAAGUUGGUAAUCAGAGCAGUGACAGAACUAUAAAUUUUGAACUGCAUGCAUUUUUUUAGGUAGAAGCUAACAAGGAAUGACUUUUAAUUACGGAUUCAUGUUACUUUCUCUUUGAUCUUACGAAUGCAUUUUGAGUUUUCCUUCAGAGUAUCUAGACUUGACAAUAUGCUACCAAAUACCAAUGCCACCAUCAUGUGGAGCAUGUCAAGAAAAAUUGAGUGAACGGGAUUGGCUACCUAGCUAGAAAAGUAAAGUGCUGGAUUAGUUUCCUAUCACUGUAUCAUGGGUGACUAGGCCAGUCAGCUGCUGUAGAACAAAUUUGGCUACUUUCGAUGUAAAGGAGAAAAGGGAAGUAUCCUUGUUGGCUACAGAAGUGUUGUUCAUAUGGCAAGGAGUUAUGGGCCUUAUUUUGAUCCUGAAUAUGAGACUUUAAGUAUCAGAAUAAAUCCUCCAAGGGUAUCUGUGGACAAUGCGAGUUACAAGGAUUGCACUCUAGUAAAGGUAGACAGUAUCAACAAACCUGGAAUACUGCUGGAAGUGGUGCAAAUCCUAACAGACCUUGAUCUUGUAAUUACCAAAGCCUACAUAUCCUCCGAUGGCGGGUGGUUCAUGGAUGUAUUUCAUGUUAUUGAUCAACAUGGCAACAAGGUUACAGACAGCAAUACCAUUGGUCACAUAGAAAAGGCUUUAGGACCUGAAGGUUACACAUCAGGGAUAUUGAAGACUCGGCCAGGUAGAAAGGCAGGAGUGAGCUCUGUGGGUGAUCACACCACCAUUGAGCUUAUAGGGAGGGAUCGUCCAGGUCUGCUAUCAGAAAUUUCUGCUGUUCUAGCCAAUCUUCAUUUUAAUGUUGCUGCUGCCGAAGUUUGGACUCAUAAUAGGCGCAUAGCAUGUGUCCUUUAUAUUAAUGACAACUGUUCAUCCCUUGAUGAGGAUGAGGAAUCCAGAUUGUGUGUCAUGGAAGAGCAACUCAAUAACAUUCUUCGUGGACGUGAGGAUGAUGAGAGUGGGGCAUAUGCUACUUUCUCAGUUGGUAGUACUCAUGUUGAUCGGCGGCUUCAUCAGAUGUUCUUUGCUGAUAGGGACUACGAAGGUGGUUGCCUCGAAAUGGAGAUAGAUCAAUACCCUCCUAACUCCAAACCAGAAGUCCGAAUUGAAAGCUGUGUCGAGAAAGGGUAUUCAGUGGUCAGUGUAAGUUGCAAGGAUAGACCAAAGCUUAUGUUUGACAUUGUAUGCACCCUCACAGACAUGCAGUAUGCUGUUUUCCAUGCCACUAUCUCAUCAGAUGGUCCCUCUGCAUCACAGGAAUAUUUUAUUCGCCACAUGGAUGGUUGCACUCUGGAAUCUGAAGAGGAGAAGGACAAGGUUGUGAAGUGUCUUGAAGCUGCGAUUCGGCGAAGGAUAAGUGAGGGUUUCAGCCUAGAGUUAUGUGCCAAGGACCGAGUUGGUCUACUUUCUGAAGUUACAAGAGUCCUACGAGAAAAUGGGCUAUCAGUUACUAGAGCUGGCGUCACAACUAUUGGAGAGAAAGCAAAGAAUUUCUUCUACGUAAGGGAUGCAUCUGGAAACCCUGUAGAGAUGAAGACGAUUGAAAGACUGCAUGAAGAAAUUGGUCAGACAAUGAAGCUUAACGUGAAGAAAGUCCCGACAUCUGCAAAGGUACCUGUAACCGGCGGUCUGGCUAAGACAAGCUUUUUCUUUGGAGGCUUACUGGAAAAGUUCCUAACUUAAUAGUUGAUCUUAAACAGAGAUGUAUCUACUUGUAUAGAAGAAUAAAACACUUUUAAGUCAAGUUUGUAAAUGUGGCAAGGUUUCCCUGUAAAAUACAUGUAGAUACAUUGGAUAGUUAUCCUUGUCAGGAUAAACAAAGGGAAAAGCGAAGCAGUCCCUCUCAGUCUCUUAUUCUAUGCUGAAGUCUGGAAGAUUAUCAGAUGACUGUGUAUUGUUCUUGCACAAUAAAUUGAAAGACAACAAUCUAUUCGAGA